GCCAAAGGUGAACCGGAGCGAAAGAUGGCAACUGUACAGCCCAGCUGGACGUACAGACAUUGGCCGAGCGAAUCGGAGUCCGCGCAUGAGACGGAGCUGGUGGAGGAGGUGGAGUCCGGGACUCGGACGAAGCGGACUCGCAUGACGACCGCCUGCCAGAGCCCGGGUCUGGCGCCGGGCGUCUGGCGCAGUCGUCACGACGACGAGCCGAUUAGGCAGGCCCGAGCGACAGGCCUGGCGACGCCGUGUCCCGGCCGUGACGGCGCACCGGGACUCGGUCAAACGCCGAGUCCGUUGGCAGGUCCGGACCUGCCGACGGGGCUACGGAAUCUGGGCGUCUCGUCGCAGAGUCUGGACCAGUUGUCGUUGGCCAUUUCGCUGAUUGUGCCCACCGCCUUCCCGAUCGACCGAGGCUCGCCGUCGCCGUCGACGCCAACACCAACGUCGACGCAAACGGUGAGUCAGUAUCCCGCGGCGGCGGAUUCGGAGCCGCGACAGACCGGCCGAGCCUCGGCGCCCGGUCUGCGAACCGGCGUCACAUGCCUUCCCGCCACGUUCGCCUCGUCGUUGCUGGCCUCGCUGUCGCCGUCGCCGUCGCCGUCGCCGUCGCUUUUGCCCUCGUUGCCAGCGCCCCUCUCAGGUGGGUGGAAAGCGUCUGAAAAUUGUCUAAAAGGAGGCAUAGCCGAGGAAAGCGCUAGUAUUCCUUUAUGCAUCGUCUUGACGUUCCAAUCGCUCAGUAAUUUGCCGAUGAUGGUGAGCGGAGGUCUUGUUUGUAAAAUGCCACAGCAACAAGCCCAAGGCAACCCUUCCUCGGUAUCCGAUGCGGCCAAUUUGCGAAUCCCUUCCACCCGCCUUCUCAAAACGAAAUGA
Molecule: messenger RNA, 870 nt
Organism: Protopolystoma xenopodis
Lineage: Eukaryota; Metazoa; Platyhelminthes; Monogenea; Polystomatidea; Polystomatidae
Source: the annotation of a GenBank genome assembly